CAGCUGAUACAGUGCUACAUCAGACUCCACUCCACUUCCCCAAACUCUAUUCAUAUUAAAUCCCUAACCCCUUCCAGCUGAAGACCGUACAAACACAAAGUACUGGACAAACUUAGCAGGCCACUAAGACAUCAGUAUGUCCAGCAAAAGAGCAAAGGCAAAGACCGCAAAGAAGCGCCCUCAGCGCGCGACUUCCAAUGUGUUUGCAAUGUUUGAUCAGUCACAGAUCCAAGAGUUCAAAGAGGCUUUCAACAUGAUAGACCAAAACCGGGAUGGUUUCAUUGACAAGGAAGAUCUGCACGACAUGUUGGCUUCUCUCGGAAAGAACCCUACUGAUGAGUACCUAGAAGGAAUGAUGAAUGAAGCUCCUGGUCCCAUUAACUUCACCAUGUUCCUGACCAUGUUUGGUGAGAAACUAAAUGGCACUGAUCCAGAAGAUGUCAUUCGAAAUGCUUUCGCUUGCUUUGAUGAAGAAGGAACAGGUUUCAUCCAUGAAGACCACUUGCGUGAGCUGCUGACCACAAUGGGAGACAGGUUCACAGAUGAGGAAGUCGAUGAACUUUUCCGAGAAGCACCAAUUGACAAGAAAAGCAAUUUCAACUAUGUGGAAUUCACCCGCAUUCUGAAGCAUGGUGCCAAGGAUAAGGACGAUUAAAAUUACAUCUUGUAGUUGCUUUAAAUCUCACCACAUUUCAUUUAGCGCACACACCGUUCACCACACAGCAAUCCAUUUACUUUAAGUAGCAAUUUUGUUUUCCAAAUGUUUUGUAUGAACUUUUAAGUUAGCAAAGGCUGAUACCACGUUGUAUGUAUGUUGGAAAAUGUGGCUAUUCUAAUAGGAUGAGAACAAUUUAAAAUAUGUAAGCAUACUGUUGACCUUCCAUAUAAAUUGUGUUGAUAAUUGAUUACUCAUCAUGAAGAACAGUAAUGGAAAUUCCUGAAAAGCAACAGAGUGAAAAGAGUUCUGAACAAACCUUUUGCAACAAAAAGCAGUUACAUGAUACUAACAAUACCUACGACAAGUUUUGGUACUUAUAUUUUAUAUGGAACAUUGUACUUUCUCUAAGUAUUAUGUGUCAUAAUAAAGGCUCUAAUACUCUU
Messenger RNA from Hemiscyllium ocellatum (epaulette shark), 1101 nucleotides. Its product is annotated as myosin regulatory light polypeptide 9. The record is from RefSeq and is a predicted model, not a curated record. The coding region runs from base 137 to 655 and encodes 172 amino acids. Gene Ontology annotation, biological process: platelet aggregation; myofibril assembly. Gene Ontology annotation, cellular component: myofibril; cytoplasm; stress fiber. NCBI's taxonomy places the organism in Eukaryota, Metazoa, Chordata, Chondrichthyes, Orectolobiformes, Hemiscylliidae. The transcript is spliced from 4 exons. Gene Ontology annotation, molecular function: calcium ion binding.